Molecule: messenger RNA, 1296 nt
Organism: Drosophila mauritiana
Lineage: Eukaryota; Metazoa; Arthropoda; Insecta; Diptera; Drosophilidae
Gene: Rac2
Product: ras-related protein Rac2
Exons: 1
Coding region: 658-1236 (192 amino acids)
Biological process (GO): motor neuron axon guidance; establishment or maintenance of cell polarity; cortical cytoskeleton organization
Cellular component (GO): cytoskeleton; plasma membrane; cell projection
Molecular function (GO): GTP binding; protein kinase binding; GTPase activity
Source: RefSeq, a predicted model, not a curated record
UUUCUUCAAUCGCCGCGAAGAUUUCACAGCGUUUGGGCGUGUUUUUUCCGUUUCUGCCACAGCAAAUCAGCAAAUCCCACAUAUGCGGGCCCAAUUAAUUCAUAAAUAAUAUACCGAGCGAACAGGAAGAACGCCGUCACGGUUCUGCUUUUAAUUAAGAAUAUUGAUUUAACAACUUUCGCGAUAAGUCAAACUCCACUUCAAAUUCGCAUCUCUCUCUGUACGCGAAUGUUUGUGAGUGUGUGUGUGUGUGGGCAGAAUUUGUAUUAGUGCGUGAGCAAAUUAUUGUAUAAUCGCCAAAAAAAAAAGAAACAAUAAAAGCAAAACGCCAACGCGAAAAGCAAAAGCUAUACAAUUAGAAAAACUAGCUGAGCUGCGAUACAAGGCAAAACUAAAUUGUAUGACUAAAAUUUGUGCGUUGAACUAAAAGAAAAGUACAAAUAUCGAAACAUUCAAAAACUGCCUGACCUACUGAGUUGAAUGAUUACCCCGAAGUAAUUAUAAAGUUAAGCUGCCACAAAGAAAACCAGUUGAGCCACUGGAAAUCGAGCACGAAACCAGCUGAUCCACUGAAAAACCCUCUGCACCCAGCACAACCAACCCAUCGAGCUGCUGAAUCCAUCGAUUGCCCAGUAGUACCACCAGUACAGCAUCAUCAUGCAGGCCAUCAAGUGUGUGGUUGUGGGCGACGGAGCGGUGGGAAAGACCUGCCUGCUGAUCAGCUAUACGACCAACGCCUUCCCGGGCGAGUACAUACCCACUGUGUUCGACAACUACUCGGCGAAUGUGAUGGUGGAUGCCAAGCCCAUCAAUCUGGGCCUCUGGGAUACGGCUGGCCAGGAGGACUACGAUCGCCUGAGGCCGCUAUCCUAUCCGCAAACGGAUGUCUUUCUCAUCUGUUUCUCACUGGUGAAUCCGGCAUCGUUUGAGAACGUGCGGGCCAAAUGGUUUCCCGAGGUGCGUCAUCACUGCCCAAGUGUGCCAAUAAUCCUCGUCGGCACCAAGCUGGAUCUGCGCGACGAUAAGCAGACGAUCGAGAAGCUGAAGGACAAGAAGCUGACACCGAUCACCUAUCCCCAGGGACUGGCGAUGGCCAAGGAAAUAGCUGCGGUCAAGUAUCUGGAGUGCUCGGCCCUGACCCAAAAGGGUCUGAAGACGGUCUUCGACGAGGCCAUACGAUCCGUGCUAUGUCCUGUCGUUCGAGGACCCAAGAGGCACAAGUGCGCUCUGCUCUAAGAACUUUGAACCCACCCAAAACAAAAAAGCGAAGAAGAACUCCAACAAAAACAAAAAAAA